AUAACUUUCUUCACCCACCCCCUUUCUUAACACAGAAAAAGAAUUCUUUUUUUGCUAACAACAAUAUGUAUGUGCCUCGUCGAGAGGACCCAAUGAGCAAAAAACUUUCUCCUGGUAAGUAGAAAAUAUACUAUCCUACAUAUUUCCCAUACAAACUGAGACCUUUAUGAUAUCUAAAAGAAGAAACUGAACUAAGUUAUAUACACAGACAUUUCUCAGUUUUUAAGAAUUCCUCGGUAAUUAAUAUGGAAGACGUUAAUUAUUUGGAUAGUUCCAACACAACUGUUUUUACCAACAGAGAUACAGUUACUCAAACGUGCAGUGAUGAGAAACCUUUACAAAGUGCUGCGGUAACAGGAAAUAUUCUUGAAUAUUCUUGUGAGAUUUGUACGAAAACAUUCCCUUCAGAAGACGAAGUCUUGACGCACAAAGAAACGCAUAAUAAGGGAAAACCUCUCCACUAUAAAAUAAGCGAGAAACCUCUUGUUUGUAACAGGGAGUUAGCAAAACACAAACGAAAACACGGUGGAAAAAAAUCUUAUCAUUGUGGAAUCUGCGGCAAACUUUUCACCCAAAACUCUCAUCUUGUAACCCAUAUACGUAUUCACACUGGAGAAAAACCGUAUCACUGUGAAAUAUGUGGCAAAUCUUUCGCUUCUAACAGUAAUUUAACAUGUCAUAAACGAAUACACACGGGAGAAAAACCGUAUCACUGUGAGAUAUGUGGGGAGUCGUUCCCUGAUAACUAUAAUCUUGGAGUUCACAUACGAAUACACACCGGUGAAAAACCGUAUCGUUGUGAAACUUGCGGGAAAUCUUUUGCUUCCAACUGUGAUUUAGCAAAGCACAAACGGAUACACACGGGCGAAAAACCCUUCUGUUGUGAAGUGUGUGGUAAAUCAUUCUCUAAUAGUUCGAAUCUUCGCGUCCACAAACGUAGCCACACGGGUGAGAAACCGUAUUGUUGUGAAACGUGUGAGAAGUCGUUUGUGUCCAACAGUGAUUUAAACAGACACAAACGAAUUCACACGGGAGAAAAACCGUUCCACUGCGAAAUCUGCGGGAAAUCAUUUAGUGCUAAUUCUCAUCUUUUAGUUCACAAACGUAGUCACACUGGAGAAAAGCCAUUUCGUUGUGAGAUAUGUGAGAAAUCAUUUGUGGAUAACAGCGUCUUAAGAAAGCACAAACGAAUACACACGGGAGAAAAACCAUUUCAUUGUGUAAUCUGUGGAAAAUCGUUUCUCUCUAACAGUGAUUUAACAAAACACAAAAGGAUCCACUCUGGGGAGAAACCCUAUUGCUGCGAAGUGUGCGGAAAGUAUUUUGUGUACAACAGUGAUUUUAACAGACACAAACGAAUCCACACAGGGGAGAAACCUUAUCGUUGUGAAAUCUGUGGCAAGUCAUUCACCGAUAAUUCUAACCUUGUUGGUCACAAACGUAGUCAUACUGGAGAGAGUAGUUAUAGCUGUGAGAUAUGUGACAAGUCGUUCUCUGUUAACUCCUGUCUUGUCAUUCACAGACGUUGUCACACUGGAGAAAAGCCUUAUCGUUGUGAAAUCUGUGGUAAAUCGUUCGCUGAUAAUUCCCACCUUGUGGUUCACAUACGUAGCCAUACAGGAGAGAAACCGUAUCAGUGUGAGAUCUGUAAGAAGUCAUUUGUCUCUAAAAGCGUCUUGACCAUACACCAUAGAACUCACACCGGGGAAAAACCAUUUCACUGUGAAAUAUGUGGAAAAUGUUUUAUCACUAACGGCGUCUUAAAAACACACAGAAUUAUACAUACUGGAGAGAAACCGUUUCACUGUGAAGUGUGUAAGAAAUCGUUUAUCACAAACAGUCUCUUGAAAAAACACAAACAGCUACACGUUUGAAGGAAAUUUUUUUCACUGUGAAGAACAAAGAAAUCCAUCUCUUGCAAACCAAAACGUGGAGACACAUACAAGACACCUGUGCCGGUGACACAUAAGAGGGACCCAUGAAAGGGUCCCGUGCUGGUAGCACAUAAAAGGCACUCAUGCUGAUGACAAGUGAAAGGCAGCUGUGCCAGUGACACAUAAAAAGCACCUGUGCUGAUGGCACAUGAAAGGCACCUGUGCCUGUGACACAUGGAAGGCACCUGUGCUGGUGACGUGAAAGGCACCCAUGCUGAUGGCACAUGAAA
This is a messenger RNA of Octopus sinensis (East Asian common octopus), 2164 nucleotides long. Its product is annotated as zinc finger protein OZF-like. Gene Ontology annotation, biological process: central nervous system development; regulation of transcription by RNA polymerase II. Gene Ontology annotation, cellular component: nucleus. NCBI's taxonomy places the organism in Eukaryota, Metazoa, Mollusca, Cephalopoda, Octopoda, Octopodidae. The transcript is spliced from 3 exons. The coding region runs from base 246 to 1874 and encodes 542 amino acids. The record is from RefSeq and is a predicted model, not a curated record. Gene Ontology annotation, molecular function: DNA-binding transcription factor activity, RNA polymerase II-specific; RNA polymerase II cis-regulatory region sequence-specific DNA binding.